Messenger RNA from Mangifera indica (mango), 1930 nucleotides. RefSeq names its product calcium-dependent mitochondrial ATP-magnesium/phosphate carrier protein 2-like. Lineage: Eukaryota; Viridiplantae; Streptophyta; Magnoliopsida; Sapindales; Anacardiaceae. The transcript is spliced from 4 exons. The record is from RefSeq and is a predicted model, not a curated record. Gene Ontology annotation, biological process: transmembrane transport. Bases 134 to 1663 code for a protein of 509 amino acids. Gene Ontology annotation, molecular function: calcium ion binding; ATP transmembrane transporter activity.
ACCAUCCGUUUUUUGACCCACUCGUCCAAAACGAAACAAAGAAUUUUGAUUUCAAUUCCUCUGUAACUGGGAGAUCGAUGCUAUGCGUGUGAAGCACCAGCUAAUAUCGAAAUUUGACGAUUGUUGAGAGCAAAUGACCGGGGCAGGACACGCGGUGGAACACGUCGGAUUACCCAAGAUGGAGUCGUCCACCACCUCGACUUCGACCCGCUCCAGUUGUUGUAACCCGGUCAAGAGAUCGGGUCCGGUUACCAUGGAUCAUGUACUGUUAGCAUUGCGAGAAAGCAAAGAAGAGAGAGAUGUUCGGAUUCGGGGCUUGUUUAAUUUCUUUGAUGCGGCAGAUAUCGGGUAUUUGGAUUAUGCACAGAUCGAGAAGGGUUUGUCGGCUCUUCAGAUUCCGCCGGAGUAUAUUUACGCCAAAGAUUUGUUGAAAGUGUGCGAUGCGAAUAGAGAUGGACGCGUGGAUUAUCACGAGUUCAAGAGGUAUAUGGAUGACAAAGAGAUGGAGCUUUAUAGGAUGUUUCAAGCAAUCGAUGUCGAACACAAUGGUUGCAUUUUGCCUGAGGAGCUUUGGGAUGCUCUUGUUAAGGCUGGGAUUGAAAUUAGUGAUGAUGAACUUGCCCGAUUUGUUGAGCAUGUGGAUAAGGAUAAUAAUGGAAUCAUAACUUUUGAAGAAUGGCGGGAUUUCCUUCUACUCUAUCCUCAUGAAGUGACAAUUGAGAACAUAUAUCAUCACUGGGAAAGGGUAUGCCUUGUAGAUAUUGGAGAACAGGCUGUUAUUCCAGAAGGUAUCAGUAAACAUGUUCAGAGAAGCAAAUUUUUUAUUGCAGGAGGAAUUGCAGGAGCUGCUUCUCGUACUGCAACUGCGCCUCUUGAUCGUCUGAAAGUGGUUUUGCAAGUCCAGACAGGAAAUUCUCGUAUCGUGCCUACUAUUAGAAAGAUAUGGAAGGAUGAGGGUUUGUUGGGGUUUUUCCGAGGUAAUGGGUUAAAUGUCCUGAAGGUUGCACCUGAAAGUGCCAUAAAGUUUUAUGCAUAUGAAAUUUUAAAAAAUGUAGUUGGAGAUAUUAUGGGGGAAGACAAGGAUAAUAUAGGCCCUUCCGGUAGACUUUUGGCCGGUGGUAUGGCAGGUGGAGUGGCACAAACUGCUAUCUAUCCAUUGGAUCUUGUAAAAACUCGGUUACAGACGUGUUCCCUUGAAGGUGGAAAGGCCUUGAAGUUGGGGACUUUAACAAAGGAUAUCUGGGUUCAUGAGGGUCCUCGGGCCUUCUAUAAAGGUCUUGUUCCUUCUCUUCUUGGGAUUAUCCCUUAUGCUGGCAUUGACCUUGCUGUCUAUGAAACUCUGAAAGAUUUGUCUAAGAGUUACUUUUUUCAUGAAAGCGAACCUGGCCCUAUUGUGCAGCUGGGUUGUGGUACAAUUUCAGGAGGUCUUGGAGCAACAUGUGUUUAUCCAUUGCAGGUUAUCAGAACCAGAAUGCAAGCUCAACGCUCUAAUUCUGCUGCUGCUUAUAAGGGAAUGUCUGAUGUAUUUUGGAGAACCCUUCAUAAUGAAGGUUAUAGAGGUUUCUACAAAGGAAUUUUUCCGAAUCUUCUCAAGGUUGUGCCUGCUGCGAGCAUUACAUACUUGAUUUAUGAAGCUAUGAAAAAGAGUCUAGAUCUUGGCUGAGGCAGUGUUCUGGUGAUCAGCAGAUCACUAGACAGCGGUGAAUUUGAUAAGUAAAAUUAGUAAAUAAACAAGUAGUUGAUCGGGUUAUUCAAGCAAUAUGACAGACUAUGGUUCCCCUGUAUUGUGUGGGCCACAUGAUUUUUGUAGUCAAAGAAGUUCUACCCCAGGCUUACUAUAUCUGACUGUUGAGAAAAAAAAAAUUACAUGAUAUAAUUGUAUCUGAUCACAUAGUAAUAAGUACAAUCCCUCCUCCUUUUUCCUCGUCUA